ACAGGUUGGCCAAGUUUACUUUGAGGCUGGGCAUUGUGUGGGGGCGGAUAGCUAUAGAAACGAUAGAAACCCGUAUACAUCGCACCGCUGUAACCGCACCAACAGGUUACACCACCGUUGAAACUCCACCACAAGUAAACGCUUGAGCAACCAUCUGUGAAUGACUGCCGUUAAGGGAAGGACAUUUGUCACACCUGUCAUGCUUUGUUGUUGAGAUGAAAGAGGAACAAAAAUGACAAGGGUUGGCUAGACAACUUAGGUGUAGGAGAACAAGUUCCAUUUCGCAUCAGAGCACACGUCGAGAGAGCUUGGAGGUAUCUUGUGUACACGGUUACCUUUGUUUGUUGAUUUGCCUCUCCGAUAAAGGCGAGAUCGCCACCAUGAGGACCACGUCCCCAGCCGUGCUUCUCUCUGUUAUGAUCGUAAUGGCGGCGGUUGUCAUGCCAACUGUAGCCAGAGUGAAAGGGCGCAAGAACUGCAGGACAAGAGCUGGGAAAGGUGUAGGCUGUAACAGCAGCGUGUCUUUCUUUAAACGACUACUCGAUGAGAAAUACAGGGAGUUGAAAGGUCAGCAGGACCCGGAGGUCCGAGGAGAUGACCCGGAGGACAAGAUGCUGCUUCUCCUCGAGCUGCUUCGAGAUGAGAAACGCGGGGAUUCAAAUUUGGGAGAAAAGGAAGAUGAACCGGACCCGGAGACGCGGGGAGAAACGGAUGACCUAGAGGAAAAGAUGCUGCUUCUUCGCGAGCUGCUGCUGGAACUAAACGACACAUGAAUCCAGCGAUAGGCGUAGGCCAUAUUUCCUAGCAAUAGAGAGCGCUGCCACGGGGGCGCUAUUUUUUUCGUACCACACGCUGUUUCGAAGUACGUUGAGUUGCAAGUCAGGUUCUCGGACUUUAUUUUCCCUUGAAAAAAAAAU
Patiria miniata (bat star) is the source of this 917-nucleotide messenger RNA. RefSeq lists its product as uncharacterized. NCBI's taxonomy places the organism in Eukaryota, Metazoa, Echinodermata, Asteroidea, Valvatida, Asterinidae. The record is from RefSeq and is a predicted model, not a curated record. The coding region runs from base 381 to 773 and encodes 130 amino acids. The transcript has 4 exons.